Molecule: messenger RNA, 129 nt
Organism: Fusarium pseudograminearum CS3096
Lineage: Eukaryota; Fungi; Ascomycota; Sordariomycetes; Hypocreales; Nectriaceae
Exons: 3
Coding region: 1-129 (42 amino acids)
Source: RefSeq, a predicted model, not a curated record
AUGGAGUCGCUCUCUUAUGAGUACUUGAAAAUCUACAUGCUUGGACAUCACCUUGGUACGCUGUAUCUCAAGCCAGAAUUCUCUAUUUCAUUUCGAUUCUUCCAACGAAACAAACAGUCCAUGCUUUAA